AUGAAGGAACUCGAUGGGGAGACGAGCUGCGGGGCUGAGAAUGACGACGGUGCCGGAAAUGGGUCGAAGAUGGAGGGGAGGGUUAAUACGUACGAGACUAAUGAAUUGAAUAUUCUUCGUGUGAAUCAGGCGGGCAUAAUCCUCGGUCCAUCACUACUUGGGCGUUUUGAACCAUUCAAGAUCUUGUUUGACGUUAGAAGUCAAGAAAUAAUUGGUAUACUGGCUGCCUUUGGUCACUCACUGUAUUUGUUUUUGAGCGGAGUGAAGAUGGAUAUGACAGUGUUAAACAGGAGGGGAAGAAAAGCCUUAUAUACUGGUAUUGCCUGCAUGUUGUUCCCUUUGAUAAUUGGCUUCUCACUUGGACUGUCCCUUAAAAGAUCUUGGCUCACCAAAGAAGAAGCACGUAUUCUUCCAUUUCUGACAGUACUUCAUAGUUUAACUCCAUUUCCGGUGGUCGUUUACCUUCUUGAGAACCUCAAGAUCUUGAACUCUGAACUUGGCCAAUUUGGCCUAUCUGCAGCAUUCGUUUCCGACGCGAUUGGCUUGAUUCUUCUUCUUCUUGCCAAAUGGAGUAGGGAUGCCAUGGAGAAUGGUAAUUUUCACGCUAUUUUUGUUGGAGCUUCAAGCAUUAUCUAUCUCUUAAUACAUGUAUUUGUUUUUCGACCCGCAAUGGUUUGGAUAGUCAAGCAAACACCCGAAGGAAGGCCUGUCAAAACCGUAUACAUUCACAUGAUCAUGCUGCUGAUGCUUGUGUGUGGCUUGCUUACUUAUUCGGUUAAUUUUACUUUCGUCACUGGACCUUUUCUUCUCGGUUUGGCGGUACCAGAUGGACCGCCUUUAGGAUCUGCCAUUGUCAACAAGUUCAACUGCUUCACUCAACAUGUGCUUCUUCCACUCUUUGUAACUAUAUGUGCUAUGAAGGCAGAUCUAGGUUUAAUCAGCCUCAGUUGCAACUUGCUGAACAUCUAUAUAAUCCUCCUUAUCGCGACUUUUGCUGCUAAAAUGGUGGCCUGUUUGAUUCCUCUCUUGUACUCCAAAAUGCCCAUAAAUGAUGCUCUAGCACUUGCUCUCAUUUUGAGUUUCAAAGGUGAAGUUCAGCUCAGCAUAUAUUCAUACUACGGAGAUGACCAGGUCCAAGUUAUACUAGACAAGGUGCUUUCAGUAACGAUAGUUGCGAUCCUAAUUAAUGCAACUAUUGCACCAAUCUUGGUGAAGUACCUGUACGAUCCUUCAAGGAAAUAUGCAGGUUACAAGGAAAGGGAUAUCAUGCAUAACAGACGCAAUGCAGAGCUUCGCAUCUUGGUGUGCAUUCACAAACCCGACAACAUUCCUACGGUUAUCAAACUUCUGGAAGCUUCAGGCCCGACAAGACAAAGACCUUUCACUGUUUAUGUUCUUCACCUUAUCAAACUGAUUGGCCGAGCCUCCCCCGUUUUUAUCUCCCACCAAACGCAGAAAAAGACUCUCCCCAAAACUUCCUAUUCGGAGAAUGUGAUUACCGCAUUUAAUCGCUUCAAAGAAGAAAAUCUGGAUGGCAUAUCACUGUUGCAUGUUUUCACUGCCAUCUCUCCACCAAAGUACAUGCGCGAAGACGUAUGCACGCUUGCACUGGACAAGCUCGCGUCUCUCAUAGUACUCCCAUUCCACCGGAAAUGGUCCCUUGAUGGGUUUGUUGAAUCGGAGGACUGUGCUAUAAGGACUCUGAACUGCGGUGUCCUUGAACUAGCUCCUUGCUCCGUGGGGAUCCUUGUUGAUCGUGGCCGUUCAACUAUUCCAGCAGAUUCAUCUUAUUCUGUUGCAAUGAUAUUCUUAGGAGGUAGAGACGAUCAAGAGGCAUUAACAUUGGCGAAACGCAUGGCCAAUGAUAUGAUGAACAUCAAAUUGACUGUGGUUCACUUUGUUGCAUCUGGGAGUGAAAAGAUUAGAGAUUUGGGCGAUUUGCUGGACCAUGAGGUGCUCAAGGAUGUUAAACUUAACAAAGUGAGUGGUGGAUAUGUGACGUAUAUGGAGGAGAUGGUGGAAGAUGGACCUCAGACGGCAUUGAUAAUUAAUUCUAUGAUAGACGAGUACGAACUUAUUAUAGUUGGGAGGCGGCAAAAUGUAGUGUCCCCUCAAACAUCAGGGCUUGCAGAAUGGAUUGAAUUCCCAGAGCUGGGUAUCAUCGGAGAUCUUCUUGCCUCCUCAAAUAACAACACCAGGACAUCCGUUUUGGUGUUGCAGCAGCAGCAACAACGACGACGGGCAAUAUCCUAG
Messenger RNA from Juglans regia (Persian walnut), 2253 nucleotides. RefSeq names its product cation/H(+) antiporter 4-like. The transcript is spliced from 3 exons. The coding region runs from base 1 to 2253 and encodes 750 amino acids. The record is from RefSeq and is a predicted model, not a curated record. Gene Ontology annotation, biological process: regulation of pH; proton transmembrane transport. Gene Ontology annotation, molecular function: antiporter activity. Lineage: Eukaryota; Viridiplantae; Streptophyta; Magnoliopsida; Fagales; Juglandaceae. Gene Ontology annotation, cellular component: endomembrane system; membrane.